Setaria italica (foxtail millet) is the source of this 1398-nucleotide messenger RNA. RefSeq names its product protein G1-like4. The coding region runs from base 333 to 932 and encodes 199 amino acids. NCBI's taxonomy places the organism in Eukaryota, Viridiplantae, Streptophyta, Magnoliopsida, Poales, Poaceae. The transcript has 3 exons. The record is from RefSeq and is a predicted model, not a curated record. Gene Ontology annotation, cellular component: nucleus. Gene Ontology annotation, biological process: response to light stimulus; mRNA transcription.
CAAGCCGAGUCACCACUGUGCAUUCCAUGUCUCAGUCACUUCACAUCUCUCCUUUUUAGGCCAAACACCACCCCCCACCAGCCCCUGCGCUCCCCCUAAAAAUAGAAGCAGCAGCAUGCAAUUCCUCACACCUUCAAACAGAUGAUGAAGCUGGUGCUCUCCCUGCAGAUCCCCCAUCACCAGAUGAUGGGCCUAUGAGUGAACCAGCAGCAGCAACUGUUUCUACGGCCACCACCACUGCGAAAGACAGACUCAAGAAGCCAGCCUCCAAAUCGCACACCUGUGAGAACGAACCAAGCUCAGCUGCCAACUCCACCCAAGCUAGCUGAUCCAUGGACAUGUCGUCGAACCCCGACAGCCCCUCGUCGGGAGGGGGCAGCGGCGGCGGCAUGGGGUCGAGCAGCGGCGGCGCGUCGCCGUCCGUUGGCUCGAUGACGCCGCAGUCGCCGAGCCGGUACGAGGCGCAGAAGCGGCGCGACUGGAACACGUUCGGGCAGUACCUGCGGAACCACCGGCCGCCGCUGAGCCUGGCGCAGUGCAGCGGCGCCCACGUCCUCGAGUUCCUCCGCUACCUGGACCAGUUCGGCAAGACCAAGGUGCACGGCGCGGCGUGCCCCUUCUUCGGCCACCCGAACCCGCCGGCGCCGUGCCCCUGCCCACUCCGCCAGGCCUGGGGCAGCCUCGACGCCCUCGUCGGCCGCCUCCGCGCCGCCUUCGAGGAGAACGGCGGCCGCCCGGAGUCCAACCCCUUCGCCGCGCGCGCCGUCCGCCUCUACCUCCGCGAGGUCCGCGAGCACCAGGCCCGCGCCCGCGGCGUCAGCUACGAGAAGAAGAAGCGCAAGAAGCCGCAGCAGCUGCCGGGCGACGGCAGCGGCCUCCACGGCCACCCCCACCAGCCGCCGCCACCCCCGCCCGCCGGCGCCGCCUGCUGAUCGAGCUCGUCGAUCGAUCGAUCUGAUCGGCCGACGACGGCUCGUCCUACUGCACGCUCUCCUAUUUGGCCGGUAUGCCAGAUUGAGCUUGAGCAUAUAUAUUUUAUGUAUCAUUCGAUUCGCAUAUGAAUGCAUGCAUGCGUGUGCAUGGCAGUGGCUGAUGCUUGAUGCCGCUGAUCCGUGCACUCUACCGUGGGAAGAAGCUAGCACCAGUAGUGGGUGCUGCGUGUGUACUGCAUUGUUGCCUUGUGUGUUUCCAUUGGCUUUAGAGCUAUUUGGUGUUCGUCGAAUCUAUUUAUUUGCUUGUAGGAGUGAGCAAGUGUUUGCUGUACUUUGAACAAGAGCAGUAUGUCCUUUUUAUUUGAGGCCUAGCUAGGGACAGGGAGAUACAUAUACGGAGAUCUCUCUUGCUGUUUGUGGAAGAUUUAAAAGCCUCCUCCAUCUACAGUACGCAUGCAUGUGUCAA